AUGUCAACUUCCCAUAAUUCAAACUCUUCCAAACAAAAUGCUCCAAACCAAAAUGUUAACAACGCCUACACACUUUUCGGCUACCAUCCAUCAUCAUCACCACCUUACUGGCCACAAAUGGAUGGUUUUCAUAGUUAUUAUUCACAAUUCCAAAUACCCCAACAAUUCCAUUUCCAAUAUCAACCUCAAACCCAACCAUCUCAAACCCAAUUUCCAUCCCAACCUCCAUUCACACCUUCAACCGAACAGGAAGAACAUGAAGAACAACAUCAACAACCUCAACAACAAAAGAAAGGGAAGGCUGAUCCGAGAAGAUAG
Messenger RNA from Lactuca saligna, 318 nucleotides. The record is from the annotation of a GenBank genome assembly. NCBI's taxonomy places the organism in Eukaryota, Viridiplantae, Streptophyta, Magnoliopsida, Asterales, Asteraceae.